AUGGAGCGUGUGCAGUACUCGCUGGAGCGCUCGCUCCCUCAGCUCAAGCUCCUUGAUGAGCAGGGCCUCCUGUCAAAGGACGAGCUCCGCUCUAUCACUAGCCAGCGCCAAGGCUUCGAGGCCCGGCUGAUCCGCCGCAAAGCGGACAAGGCUGACUUUGUACAGUACCUCGAAUUCGAAGAUGACCUGAAUAGCCUCGUGCAGCUGCGUGCGCGCGAGCGUAUGCGCGAGGCCAGCAAACAGGCGCGGCUUCCGGAUGCCGAGCACAAGGCGCGCCUGCUGCCCCGCAACUUUUUCGCAAAACAGGCAGCGUCGUACUCGGCGGUGUGCAUCGGCAUCUUUGAGCGCAUGGUGCGCAAGUUCCGCUACGACGUCGAUGCGUGGGAGCGCUACCUGGCGUGGGCACGCAGCCGCAAGAUGCGCGUAGUGGCCGGCCGCGUGUACGCACGCGCACUGUCGCUGCAUCCUUCGCACGUCGCCCUGUGGCUGUCGGCGGCGGACUACGAGCUGAACGGCAAUGCCGACACAACUGCGGCGCGUGCGCUGCUGCAGCGGGGUCUGCGCAUGAACCCGCUGGUGGAUACCGAUGCGAAGCUCGCACAAGAGGCCGUGGAGCAGGCGCCGAGCAAGGUGCGCAAGGCCAAGAACGGCGGCCGCGCCGUGCGCGACCCCGGCACGCUGCGCUGGUCGCUCAACGAGUACGAGCAGGAUGUGCUUCGGCUCUGGGUGGAGUACUUCCGCAUGGAGCUCGUCUUUGUCGAGCGCCUGCGCCGCCGGUGGCGUGUGCUGGGCCUGGACAGUGGCGCGGAUGCGGCGCCUGUCCUGCAAGGCGAAGCCUUUGCCUCGGCGCGCGCUGCUGCACACACGGUCGCCCCGGAAGACGCGGAAGAGGACGAGGAGGCGGCUGCGGCCGAAGCCGAGGUCGACGAUGACGUCCCGGAGGCGACGCUGGACGAACAAGAGACCUUUGCGACGGAGCGCACCGCGCCUUCGGCGGGUAUCCAGAUCCCCGAAGGGCACAAGCAGAUCAUGAGCGGCUCCAUCCCGCUCAUCCUGCUUGCGAAUGCACAAAAGGCGCUGCCGACGACUGUGCAACUGUAUUUGUAUGUGGCGCUCCUCCAGCUCCUCGCCUCCUUCCCCUUUUAUGACUCGGUGGUCGUGCGUGCGGGUGGCGAGGUGAUCUCGCUGCGCACCUCGAAGGACACGCUCGGCUCGGGCGAUGUGCUGCGCAACCGGCUGAUUGACGGCGUGCUCGCCGCGCUCGACACCACCGCCUCGGCGUGGUCCGAGGCCGGACAGCUGGCGGACGCGGUGCUAAAGUGUGUGCACCCACUCCUGCACCCGUUCUCGCACGGCGUGCGCAAGGACAUGGAGUGGGCGGCGCUCCCGGCGUCGCUCGCCGAGACGGAGCUCGAGCAGAACGGGCUGCUGCACGGCGCGAGCAAGGUGCACCCUACCUUUUCGCCCCCCCUUGAUGCGCUGUAUGCGCUCGCGGCGAUCCCCCAUGACCUGCGUGUCGCCGAGGGUGGCGUGGGUACGCUUGAUCCGUGGAGCGUAUGCCGCCCCGUGCUCUUCCUGCUGCAGGUCGUCUCGGAGCGGCUUGUGGUGCGCACGCAAGAAGCGGUCGACGACGACGACGACGACGAGUCGGUCGUGAGCGAGGCCGUGUCGGACGACGGCUCGGUGGGCUGGCAAGCGACGCCGUUCCUCGCGAUGCUGUCCGAGAGCGGUGACCUCCCUGUGGUGAUCCGCACGCUCGUCACGCUCUUCCGCAAGCACCAAUCCGCAGACGACGAGGCGCUUGCGCUUGCGUUCCUCGCGACGCUGCGCUUCCUCGCGAACCCCACGCGCGCCGGCAUCGACGAGGCGAACCUGCUCAAGUACCUCGGCCGCGCCGAAGACAAGCUGCUCGACGCGCUUCUCCGCGACGGCCCCCACCUGGACCUGGCCUGGCUCGCAGUCGAGCAGCUCGUCCGCCGCCUGGAUGCGGUGGACGACGACGAAACACUCGCCUCGCUGUACCGCGACGCACAGCGCCUGGCCGAGACCGACGCGAUGCACCCUGGUGCCUGGGCGCUGUACGAGCGCAUUGGGCGCCAGGCCGCGGAGCGUGGCCUCCCCGGCACGGACGCCGCUGCGCCGUUUGCCUUUUCCUGGGCCUCGGACGGCCAGGAUGCCGGUGCGGCACGUGCAGCGUGGCUCAGCAUGCUCGAUGCGUGCACAAGCGCCACGCAUGUCGCUCAAGAUACCUCGGCGCCCGUGUGGGGCUCGCUUGUGCUCUGGCUCGAGUCGACGCACGCUGCGCUGCCCGAGUCCGCCGCGCUGCUCGCGCCCCACUCGGCGCGCGUUGCGCUGUGGCUCGACUUUAUGGCGUGGGCGCAGCACGCGGCGCAUGUCGCGCCCGACGCGCCCAAGCUCGCGCGCCGCGCAAGCAAGUGGGCGUGGAGCACGCUCGAGCUCGCCGUCGCCCGCACCGGUGCGCUGCUCGCCUCGUCGCAGCUCGUCGGCACCGCGCGUAUGUAUGCCCAGGCGCUGCACGACGAUGUGGUGCAGCGCUUUUUCCUUUUUGCCGCGUCGCCCGAGGCGAGUGUCGCGCAAGGCGAGGCGGAGGAAGUGCGCAGUGCGAGCAAAGACAAAGCGCUCCGCCACCUCUUUUCGCACAGCUCCGCGAGCGUCGAGUGCUGGCUCGAGCUCGCGAACCGCGAGGCGGUGCUCCUCGAGGUGCUAUCGCCCGACGCGUACGCCGGCCUGCAGAAGCGCGCUACGGAGCUCUACGAGCGGGCCAUUGCGCAGACCGAGCGCGGCAGCGGCCGCCUUCCGCUGGACGAGGUCUGGGCCAAGUACCUCGCGUUCCUUGUCGAGUCCAAGCACGACAUGCCCGCGGCCCUCGCCACCUUUCAGCGCGCGCUGCACCGCCUGCAAGCCACCGAGGCUGCCUCUGCCCACGCGCUGGAAACCGCGUGGCACGCUUUGGUGGAUAGCGUAUAG
This is a messenger RNA of Malassezia japonica, 2988 nucleotides long. RefSeq names its product U3 snoRNP protein (gene UTP6). The transcript has a single exon. The record is from RefSeq and is a predicted model, not a curated record. Gene Ontology annotation, molecular function: protein binding; snoRNA binding. Lineage: Eukaryota; Fungi; Basidiomycota; Malasseziomycetes; Malasseziales; Malasseziaceae. Bases 1 to 2988 code for a protein of 995 amino acids. Gene Ontology annotation, cellular component: small-subunit processome; Pwp2p-containing subcomplex of 90S preribosome. Gene Ontology annotation, biological process: maturation of SSU-rRNA from tricistronic rRNA transcript (SSU-rRNA, 5.8S rRNA, LSU-rRNA).